CUAAGAUCGCAACACUGAAAGACAAUUGGAAAAAAAACUUCGGACUGCAUCGACGUUGUUGCGGUGUUUACUGUCGGAAAAAGCGUAAACAAGUGCAGACCAAAUGAAAUUUUAUUAAUAAAAUUACCGCAACUCGUAUGAGGACUAAAAAGGACACGUCCGAGUGCUAUCGACAAUAAAAAGUGCUUAAAGAGACUGAGCCAAAGUUCUGAAAAUCAAACGUUCUUGAAAGUGAGUGAUUUUCCAUAAAUAAACCGAUUUAAUAAACACCGGAAAGUUCAAAGCAAUCAAGUUUUCCGCACGUGAUUAAUCUGCUGGAAAAGCCAUCACAUAAAAGAUGUCCGACUUUUAUGAGCUGCUUAAUGUCGCAGCCAAUGCCAGUUUUGAGGAGAUCAAGUGCAACUACAAACAACUGAUACUACAAUGUCAUCCCGACAAAUUACACCAGCUAGAUGACCCAAAUCUGACUGGCGAGAGCACCCAGAACGGGGACUUUAAUGCGAUAAACGUUGCGUGGAAUACGCUCAAAGAUCCCAUUAAGCGUAAACACUACGAUGCCGAAUUACUACAGUUGAAAUUUCAGACCCACAGUAAUAUUUACGCUCAUGUUCAGCUCGAAGAAAUGCAACGGAUCCAAGUGGAAAUCGAAGACGAAGACGAUGGCGAUCCAGAACUGAAAUCAACAGACAAAGGCCAGCCGGCGACAAUGUGGAGCUAUGCGUACGAUUGUCGAUGCGGCGGUCAGUAUCUGUACGAGGGACCCGGACCCAAAGACACUGAUGAGUCACCAGCCACCUCCACCUCUCCAGCACAAAGCAGCAGCAGCGAAGUGAUUGUGGAGUGCAACGAGUGUUCUUUAGUGAUUAUUGUGAAACAGACAGGAAUGGAAAAAUAAAGACUGGGACUUUUCUAUCAGAAG
Messenger RNA from Drosophila bipectinata, 919 nucleotides. RefSeq names its product Diphthamide biosynthesis 4 (gene Dph4). NCBI's taxonomy places the organism in Eukaryota, Metazoa, Arthropoda, Insecta, Diptera, Drosophilidae. Gene Ontology annotation, biological process: positive regulation of ATP-dependent activity. The record is from RefSeq and is a predicted model, not a curated record. Gene Ontology annotation, molecular function: ATPase activator activity; ferrous iron binding.